CUUGAAAACUUCUUGUAUUUAAGAUUUAAGGGCCAGGAAUAAUCACAAACUCCUCGGGCGGCCGAUCGUAAUUUCAUAAAUCUUUCUCAAGAAAAAGGAAGAAAUUGUUGCCUCUUUCAAUCUCGGGCGGCGAGGAUGUCUACGCCGUCGAGGAAACGAUUGAUGAGGGAUUUCAAGCGUUUGCAGCAUGACCCUCCGGCCGGCAUCAGCGGCGCACCAUAUGAUAAUAACAUCAUGCUGUGGAACGCCGUUAUUUUUGGCCCCGAUGACACUCCUUGGGACGGAGGUACGUUUAAGUUGACACUUCAGUUCACAGAGGAUUACCCAAACAAGCCACCAACAGUGCGAUUCAUCUCCCGGAUGUUCCAUCCAAAUAUUUAUGCAGAUGGAAGUAUUUGCUUGGAUAUCCUGCAAAAUCAGUGGAGUCCAAUAUAUGACGUGGCAGCUAUUCUUACAUCUAUCCAGUCGCUGCUUUGUGAUCCAAAUCCGAACUCACCGGCAAAUUCUGAAGCAGCUCGGAUGUUUAGUGAAAACAAGCGUGAAUAUAACAGGAAGGUGCGUGAGAUCGUUGAGCAGAGCUGGACAGCAGACUAAAUAAUCCCUGAGGAUAUGCGAAAGAAGAUUGUCAGUUACUUGGGUAAGAUUAAUAUUACAUGUUUUUUCUCCGACUGUGUCUCUGAAAUGGGAUCGACUGGUGCAGGAAAAACGUUGUCAAGAUCAUAUAUCUUGUGUUUGGCUUAGGGAUUGCAAGUUUUUAUUAUUUGAUGUGCAACGUUACCUUCUUGUGGCUGUGAAUGUGCAUAAUGAUUUCAUCUUGUAUUUGAUUGUUGAAAAUUGAAUGGAACUCCAUUUUCAUUAACCUUA
Molecule: messenger RNA, 864 nt
Organism: Olea europaea var. sylvestris
Lineage: Eukaryota; Viridiplantae; Streptophyta; Magnoliopsida; Lamiales; Oleaceae
Product: ubiquitin-conjugating enzyme E2 2
Exons: 6
Coding region: 136-594 (152 amino acids)
Source: RefSeq, a predicted model, not a curated record